Molecule: messenger RNA, 1542 nt
Organism: Hansenula anomala
Lineage: Eukaryota; Fungi; Ascomycota; Saccharomycetes; Phaffomycetales; Wickerhamomycetaceae
Gene: DIE2
Product: dolichyl-P-Glc:Glc(2)Man(9)GlcNAc(2)-PP-dolichol alpha-1,2- glucosyltransferase
Exons: 1
Coding region: 1-1542 (513 amino acids)
Biological process (GO): protein N-linked glycosylation; dolichol-linked oligosaccharide biosynthetic process
Cellular component (GO): endoplasmic reticulum
Molecular function (GO): dolichyl pyrophosphate Glc2Man9GlcNAc2 alpha-1,2-glucosyltransferase activity
Source: RefSeq, a predicted model, not a curated record
AUGAGUGAGGAAGAUCACUCAGACAGCCAUGUCGAAGAGCAAGAUUCAUAUGGCACCAGCGUGCUUUCAGCUCAACGAGAUCUUGAACACGAAAUCACAUUUGCACUAAUAUUUAACUGGUUUAUUGGAUGGCCAGUACUAUUCCUACUUUCCACAUUUCUCACAUAUACAAUUUCAAAACAUUAUGUUACAGAACCAUUCAUAGAUGAAAUUUUCCAUAUCCCUCAAACUAUCCAAUACUUUCAUGGUGAUUUCAAAACAUGGGAUCCAAAGAUCACUACACCACCUGGUUUAUAUUACUUAGGUUAUGUCUGGUCCAAGAUCAUCAAAUUACUACAUCUACCUGUCAAUCCAAUUGGAUUGGGAACUUUGCGUUACUUGAAUACCAUUGGUGGUACUCUAGUACUUCCAUAUGUUUUAAACCCAUUAUUUGUGCUAAACCCAAUCGGAUUUUGGCCUGUAUCACUAAUUAGUUUCCCAGUUCUUUCAUCAUUCUACACACUAUACUAUACAGAUGUUUGGGCUACUAUUAUGAUUGUUAGCUCGUUGAGUGUUGCUGUGGCUUUACCAUAUAGUGACAAAACAAGUAUUAGACUAUCUGCAUUGUUGGGGUUAAUAAGUGUGUUCUUUAGACAGACAAACAUAAUCUGGAAUAUUUUCAUUUUAGUCCUAGUUGUGGAGAGAAGGGCUAUGAUACAAAAAAAUUUCACAAAAUCACCUUUGAAUAAUAUUAUCAAAUUCAUUAUUCAAUUUGCUGAGGAUUUCAACGACUAUGUGUUACCAUAUGUGAUCAAUAUGGUGUUGUUUUUCAUCUUUGUCAUAUACAAUAGAGGUAUCACAUUAGGAGAUAAAGAAAACCAUGUUGCAGGAUUACAUAUAGCUCAAAUCUUCUAUUGUUUCAGUUUCCUAAUGGUUUUCAGCUUACCAUUAUGGUUAUCACAAUAUAGAUUGACAUCAUAUUUUGCAAGAUAUAAACAAGCACCAAUUUUCAUAUUUUUUGAAUUUCUCAUAAUUGCAUUUUUUGUCAGGUUCUUUACAGUUGUUCAUCCAUUUUUAUUGGCAGAUAAUAGACAUUUCACAUUUUAUAUUUGGAGGAAAAUAAUAAAUUCAAGAUGGUACACAAAAUAUUUGAUCAUUCCUGUUUAUCAUUUCUCCAUAUAUGUUGUCAUUCAACAACUAAUUGCAAAUGCAUUUUACUUUGAUGCUAUCCAAGAAAUACCAUUCAAGAAUGCAAGAGAUUUACCAUUGAAACCAACAGGGAUCUCUAUUACUGCAUUAUUAGGAUGUAUUUUCUUAACAAUUGUUCCAUCACCAUUAUUUGAACCAAGAUAUUAUAUUGUUCCAUAUAUUUUCUUUAGAUUAUUUGUUGCUGUUCCAUAUGAAACUUUUUUCAUUGGUGAACCAAUUUCUGAUAUCACAUUGAGAAGAUUAAAAUGUGAAUUAAGUUAUUUUAUUGUUAUUAACACUAUGACUACUUUGAUAUUCAUCUUUUAUACAUUUUCAUGGGAUUCAGAAUCUGCACUACAACGUAUAAUAUGGUGA